CGGUUUUGCUGGUACAACAGCGCCACUUUUGAUAGUUAGAAGUUAUACAGUGAUUUGAAAAGAUUGCCGCGACGAUAGAGCCCUCAGCUAUACGUUGAAGAUGGUUCAAGACAGCGCUUUGAUUCGGCAGCAGGGUGCCCACAACUUUGAGGCUUAUUAUGACACUGUCUGUGCCAGGCAAGAAACAGUGCCUCUCCGAGCUGUUAAGAUGAACCUUGACAAAGGGAUGCUGGACUUUAAUGGAGACAGACUCAAGUUAACUGACUGGCCACCUAUUCUUCACUGUAUAUCUAUCAACAAGCACCUUCACCACAUUGCAAUAAGUAGCAUGUACCAAGCUAACCUAACUUCUGGAGAUGCAGCACCAGUUUUGGAUAGAAGGUACCAUAAGUCUACCUUCAGGAGGAGGAUCCCAGCCAUUCGCUCCAAGGAUAUGACAUUAAAGCUGUGCAAGGCCAUCAAAGAGUGUCUGACUGUCUCUCCCAGCCUCAAGACUUUGCACCUUAAUGGACUUCCACUGAGGCAGAGGGACCUCAUCAUCUUGACAAAAGGAUUGGCAAAGAGCUCUUCCCUAGAAAACCUAUCGCUAGCUAACUGUCCAAUCGCUGAUGUUGGCUUAGAGGUCAUUUGCCAAAGUAUUAAGUACUCUACAAGCAUCAGGACGGUAGAUUUCACGGGAUGCAGUCUUACCUGGAGAGGGGCAGAACAUGUGGCCAAUAUCAUCAAGUAUCAGGGGAUGCAAAGACAUGGUGCUGCAUGGGCAGAGUCUCUGAGGUAUCGACUACCACAGUUUGAGGGAAUGGGAGGUCUUCGUCGUGUCACCCUCAACUCUAACACUUUGAUUGGGGAUCGAGGAGCAGCUGCUCUUGCACAUGAGCUGACUGAGGACCUCUGGGUUAAAGCUGUGGAUCUGCAGAGGUGUGGUCUGUCCAACGAUGGAGCCCGCCGUUUGUUAGAGUCCUUGAAAACUAAUUCUUCUCUGUGUGUGCUGGAUAUCCGUAGUAAUCCUUUAGUUGACAAAGGUCUAAUUAAAACUGUAAUAGAGAAGGUGCUGAUGAAUGCUGAUGGACAGUCACCAGAGGUUAUACUGCAGUACUGCUGGAUCAAGCCUGCAACCAUAGAGUUGCAGAGAGUUUCUGGCCCAAAAAGAAGAGUGUUUCCAUGUACAGCCAAAGGAAAAGCUACAUUUAAUAUAGCUUCUCAUAAAGGAUCGUCUGCUGGAGGCUGGAGUUCAGUUGUUGCUCAGACAAAGAAGUCCUAUCCCCCCUCCCGUUAUGUACCUUGGCGUGCUGCUGCAAGAGCUGGUAGGCAGAGAGGUUUGCCUCCUGGUGUUACUGUGACCAAACAGAGCUUUCAGGAUGCAGUUACAGUAAAAGUUACUGUGGAGUCAGAUUCAGAGAGAGAGGAAGAAGAUGAUGAAGAGGAAGAAGUGGUGGUGGAAGUGGAUCAGAGACCCUCUUCUCUUCAUCUCCAGGACGUGAUAACAGGACGACAGCUUGAUCAUGUUCAGAUGGAGCUGAAAGAGUGUCGUCUGAGGCUGGCAGAAGAGCGCAGGGCAAGACUGAAAGCUGAAACAAGGCUCAUGGAGUUUGAGCUGGAGAAUGCCCGACUUCAAGAUGCUAACCGUUCCCUAACUGAAGCUCUUGCAGCCACUAGUUCUACAUCAGCACCACCUGCUUUCAGUGCACUUGAAGAUGAAGCGGUCCUUGAGAGCAUUGAAAGCUCCUUUACUAAGUUCCAUGCCUUCCUAGAUCUCCUCAAGGAUGCUGGCCUAGGUCAGCUAGCCUCGAUGGCUGGGAUUGAUAAUUCGGAUUUCCAGCCUCUGGGAAGACCUCAGCUCUCCUCUACAAUAGGACCACAUUUAGACGGCGCAGCAUCACAGAUCACAGGGGAGUUAAGGGAUGUUCAGACAAAGACUGAUGUGUCUUUGAUGGACAAUGUGGUGCCUAAUCGUCCUGGUGGAGCUGCUGAUACCUUCACUCACAGGUUUCCAACACCUCUCAGUGCAACUUUAAAUAGGGACAAGCAUGCAGACAUCACCUUCAGGGCUUCAGGACAUAUAGCAAACCCUGUUGGCAGUGGAGAACAGGAACCGCUUCAGUAUUUAAAGCCUGAUUCCCAGCUUGACUCAGGGUCUGAGCACAGUUUCAGCUGCCAAAAGUCCUUCAGUAAUGUUUCCUUGGAUAAAACCUUAAAGACUCAAUCAAACCACAGGAGAGGUGACACCAGUUCUCAAAGAAGCAACGAUUCCCAUGGAUACAGCUUCAACAGCUUCGUGUACAGUCAGACCUCCCACAGCAACAGAUCUCAUGAUGGUUUGUCUGAGAUUGUUAGUGAGAUUCUAAGUGACAAGGCAGAGUCUGUGGGAUCAGUAAAGUCAAGGAACAGUGGAAAAGGAAAGCUAGUGAUAGUAGGUCAGUCAGGGUCGGAGAGAGAAAUCUGUCCUAGAAGGGGUGUUCUAGAAAAAAUUGGAAUUGUGGAAGAUCAGUCAGAUGAUUCUUUCUGAUGCAAUCACUAUAGAAAUAAUCCAAAAACUUGGAUCUUUUCAUCUGGUUUCUUUGCUUUUUUACCUUGCUUUUUCCUUUUUUUCAAAGAUUAUUGAAGAUGUUUUUCAAUAGGGAUGUACUUUAUUAAAUUUAGUUUAAAAAUCUGCAGGGUUUUUUAGGUUAAAUGAGGAGCAAUCUGAAAUCUGGCUGUAGUCAUUGUAAAUGCACUGCUUGUUUUAUGUGUUCUGUCAUUUUUGUGGCUGUUUUUACACCACGUUUCUCAUCUUUAGGAAUACUGAUGAAGUUUUUGAUGUGUGUGAUCCUGUUAUUUUUGUUUUGAUUGUCUGCUCAUUUCUCAAAUUCUCAAAUUUGUUUUCCGUAAUAAACAUGUUUGUAGUUUGCA
Molecule: messenger RNA, 2889 nt
Organism: Melanotaenia boesemani (Boeseman's rainbowfish)
Lineage: Eukaryota; Metazoa; Chordata; Actinopteri; Atheriniformes; Melanotaeniidae
Gene: cep78
Product: centrosomal protein 78
Exons: 16
Coding region: 101-2506 (801 amino acids)
Cellular component (GO): centrosome
Molecular function (GO): protein binding
Source: RefSeq, a predicted model, not a curated record